Messenger RNA from Lathyrus oleraceus (garden pea), 876 nucleotides. Its product is annotated as protein C2-DOMAIN ABA-RELATED 4. The transcript is spliced from 4 exons. The record is from RefSeq and is a predicted model, not a curated record. The coding region runs from base 225 to 722 and encodes 165 amino acids. NCBI's taxonomy places the organism in Eukaryota, Viridiplantae, Streptophyta, Magnoliopsida, Fabales, Fabaceae.
UGUUUACCACUAUAAAACUAACUUUUUCUUCCCAACCUUUUUCAUUCUCAUAAAUUGAACCCUUUCGUAUCUUAUUUUCCACAAAAAAAACAUUCUCUAUCUCUAUCUAUCUCUCUCUCCAUCAUCAAGAUUCAGACAUUUGAUUUAGCCAUCAACUAUCUGAAUCAAUAAAGGGAGAGGGAGUUAGAUAUUGAAUUUGAGAAAGAGAUAUUUGCAGAUCAUCCAUGGACGACCUUCUCGGCCUUUUAAGAAUUCGCAUCAAGCGCGGUGUCAACCUCGCCGUUCGGGAUGUUAGUACCAGCGAUCCGUACAUCGUUGUUAAGAUGGGCAAACAGAAACUCAAGACUCGUGUGAUUAAAAAGGAUAUUAAUCCUCAAUGGAACGAAGACCUUACACUUUCUAUCACCGAUCCCAUUGUUCCAUUCAAACUAACUGUGUAUGAUUAUGACACAUUUAGCAAAGAUGACAACAUGGGAGAUGCUGAAUUUGAUAUUUCACCAUUUAUAGAGGCAGUGAAGAUGAACAUAGAUGAUCUUCCAAGUGGUACCAUAAUCACUAGAAUACAACCAUGUAGGACAAAUUGUUUGGCAGAAGAGAGUUGCAUCACAUAUACGGAUGGACAAAUUGUCCAAGAUGUUGCUCUUAGAUUGCGACAUGUUGAAUGUGGUGAAGUUGAAAUUCAAUUGCAAUGGAUUUCUCUUCCUGGUUCCAAGGGUUUAUAAUUUUCCAUUGAACACAAAAAAAAAUAUCAUUCUUUGUUUCUUUAUUUUAGGGCAUUGUUUUUAGGGUUGAAUUUGUAUUUUUUUUUCCUUAUUCGUCAUUGUUCUUGCUACAUCAUUUAUACAGAUGAUUAAAGGAAACUUUAUAUUGUGACUA